This is a messenger RNA of Arabis nemorensis, 783 nucleotides long. The record is from the annotation of a GenBank genome assembly. Lineage: Eukaryota; Viridiplantae; Streptophyta; Magnoliopsida; Brassicales; Brassicaceae.
AUGUCUUCUACUCCACUCACCGCAAAAUCAAACCUAAACGCAACGACUCGAUCCGCUUCGUUAAACAUUCCCCAAUCCACCACUUCAAAUCACGACCACGAUCUCCGGUACAGUCUCUCCGCCGGUCCUCGUACGAACGAAGAUCGGUCACCGUCGGGACACGGAGUCGCCGGAAUCCUCUAUAAAUGGAUAAAUUACGGUCAAGGUUGGAAACGAAGGUGGUUUGUUCUUCAGGACGGAGUUUUGUCUUAUUACAGAAUCCAUGGUCCUGAUAAAAUCUCUUUGUCCGUUGAGAUGGAUCGGAGAUCUAAACUGAUCGGCGGCGAAUCUUUACGGUUUAUUUGUCGACAUAGCAAACGCGGUGAUGUUCAUAGUCCCGGAAAACCGCUCGGACAAAUUCAUCUCAAGGUUUCAUCGAUUGGACAAAGCAUAUCAGACGGAAAGAGAUUCACUAUAUUUACCGGUACUAAGAGUCUGCAAUUACGAGCAGCAACAAGCGAGGAUCGUACCGCUUGGAUCGAAGCAUUGCAAGCUGUGAAAGAAACGUUUCCAAGAAUGUCAAACGAAGAGCUAAUGGCAACAACGACUAAUGUCUCGGUUUCGACCGAUAAGCUAAGACAAAGAUUAAUGAAAGAAGAAGUUGAUGAGACAAUCAUCAAAGAUUGCGAAGACAUAAUGAGGAACAAUUUCAUUGCAUUGCAUAAUGAAGUCAUGACGCUCAAACAAUAUCAAUAUCAUAUCGUAGAUUCUCUCAAGAAUGUUAAUAAAAAAACUAAGACUUAG